GGUGAACAGGCUCGUUCUUUGUUCAUACGAUCCAAACUACCUUUACCGGAGCUCAGUAAGAUCUGGUUGGUUUAAAAAAAUAAUUUCGAAAUGUAUAUGAUAAAUUUUUCAGUUAGCGCGGUACUUAACUGAAUAGUAAGCUUAUAGACAGUACAUGUAUAUUCAACAAGCUAAAUCGAGUGUGUGAGAUUAAGUUUUAGUUAUGUUCGCAGGGGUGAGCCUUUAGGAAAUGCAGUUUUUCUAAAUUAGGCCCAUCAGCGUUAUACAUUUUGUAAAAUUUGGAUCGCAAUCCUUCGCAGUUGCAAUCGUCAGAUUCCAAAGCUCGUCUUUUUCUAGAAACAACGGGUUCCUCGCUUUGUUUUCAAAACAGAAUUAUCUCGGCUAUAGAUUUCUUUAUUAUCCAUGUGGCUACAUACGCAUUGUGUUUCACGUAUUUUAUUUUUAAACCACAGUAAUUAAAUUGGAUUGGUAAAUGUCUUGGUGAACCAUGUGAUACUUUAAUAAGGCGAGGUGUCAUUUGAUUGGGAAAACCAUAGGUAUUAAAAUUGACUGUGUUCUAUAUCUUCAAGGCAAAUACACCCCAUUACACAAGUUUUUAUUAUGCAAAGUAUAUAUAAUUUCCAAUAGCCCAGGGGUAAGAAAUAAUUAUAUUAAUCUCUACUCUAGAGUGCCUCCUUACAUUAUUAUGUUUUUGUUCGUGGGAAAAAAUAUGGGCAAUGAUUUUCGCUGCUGAUUAGCCAUUGUGAAUCGAAGGCUGUAAGAGAAGAAACUGAACAUGGCCUACAUAGCUGGAUAUUUUGCUGUAGCUUAAUUUUUUUGUACAUACUUUUCAUACCUUUCAUUGUGGUUGUUAUAAAGAUGUCACAAAGAAACCCGUAAAUAUUAAAAACUCUCUCUUAAGGGCAAAUAAACAAGCAGUAAACAAACAGACUCAAACUCUGUUUGCUCAAUAUUAACAACAGUGGGCCAUAUUCAAUAUAUUAAAAUUCUAUGACUCCGAAGCUUUCUGGUCAUUUUCUGUAUUUUGUUUUGUUUUCUUUGUGCUCAAGUCUCUGGGAAUUGCAAAACAGUGGAGUGGUGAAAAUUGUGCAAUUUUGACCAUAAAGCCUCAGAGUCAUGUCAGAAUUUUAAUACAUCAAACAUAGGCUAUUGAGAAUACCAUGGACACUAGUUUAUAAUAAAUCCUUUUUAUAAGUCAAAAUAACACUCAACGGCAGACCAUGCAACAUUGUAGACCCUCUAGUGUUUGAGGGGUCCCCUUAUUCAGAUGCUGAUAGAAGAAGAGAGUGGGCAAACCCCAAAAUGUUUGGUCUAUAAAUUAAUUAGGGGCCUGGGCCAAUGACAUCUGCUGUGAAUUUGUGUACAGUAAUUUCCCUUAAGGUAGAGGGGGUGGCUAUAAAUAAUAAUAUUGUUGGCCACAGGUGGGGUGUGUUGCCAGGACCUUGUUAGACCUUGCCAUUUGGCAUAUACUUAUUAGCCAGGAUAAAAAAUUGCUCCCCCUCCCCUCCCUGGAGUAAAUAUUAUUGUCCUUUGGACCAUUCAGUCGGGAUUAUAUGAGGAAUGCCUUCUUAGAAAUUAGAAAAAAAUGCUCUGUUGAUUACUUUUAUCAUUAAGUAGCAAUGUUAACGUCAUAAUAAUAGCAUUGUUACAAAAAGUUACUUUUAAAUUGUUAAGAACUGCUUGUGGGUUGAAUUUUUUUGUUUAUUCUUAAAGGAAACUCGCUGAUGUGACACGAAACAACAUGUUGGACACCGCAGAAUUUGCAAUAGCAAUGCAUCUCAUUCAAAGUCGUUUAAAGGGCACAGACAUUCCUGAAAAAUUGCCUGAGACCCUAAAUCCAGUUUAUUUAACUACUGUCGAUAUUCCAGCUAUGUCACCGGAGGAGAAAGAAGUCUAUGAAAAAGCUUUCAUGUGGAAUGUUAAUUCAAAAACUGGAUUUAUUAAUGGUAAGCAUCGAAAAGACACUUUGCUGGAUCAGCAUCUCUGUCAUGAUGUUGGAAGUAAGGGUGAAAGUUUUUGAGGUUUAGAGCAGUACUGGAAUAAACUGCAUUGUAUAUCGGUAGAGGUACUCAAUCAAGGGAAGUUUUAUGCUAGGUUCUCCAGAACGUUUAAGCAGCAAAACCUGGUAAUUGCCAGCUAGCUUUGAAAAAAGUAUUUAAGCCCGCAGGACUUGAAAUGACAGCCAGUCAACGGACAAUGUUAUAAUUCUAGUCAAAAGUAGCUGGCUUUGUCCAAGUGAAAAUAGGUUUGACUUGGUUUGACUAGACAACUUGACAGGUCCCAGCUAAAAAAUUAUUUCAAGCUCUGGCCUUGUCAUUUAUAUGAGUCUGUCUGUGGGUUAAUAUUUAUUGUAUUUUCUCUUUAAGCUGAAGCUGCUUGUGCCAUCCUUACUGGGUCUGGUCUGCCUGAUCAUGUCCUUGCUCAAAUUUGGUGAGUUAAAAUGACAAGAUAUUUAUCAGUUGGUUUUUACUGUCCCCUUGAAAGUAGUUUAGUUUAGUAAAGUAACAAUUUAUUUCAAUAGGGUGGCCCAUUCAGUUCGGGGGCAGGGGCCUGUUUCUCGAAAGUCCCGAUAAUUAACGGGCCCAGUAAGCUGACUUCAUUUACAUUAAGGAUUGAGGUUUCAAUAGUUUUGCAUCUAACAUGAUAAAACUAUCAGUUAAUGAAACAAACUGGAGUAGUUUGCUGUAAGACUGGUGCUCUUGUUCUUUAUAUUUUGAUUUGAAUAUUUUAUUUCGGACCCGAAAAGUUACCGGGACUUUCGAGAAACGGGCCCCUGGUCUCCAAAGAGGCCCUGAUGCUUAGAGCAGAAAACUUCACAUUUGCCCUCUGUAAGAACAUCCCUUUUUUGGCGGAGAUAGGGGGGAGGGGUGGAGUGUAGAGUUGGGGACUGGCAUUGUGGGUAUCUGACUCAUUUAUCUAUACUGUGUGAUAACAAUAUUAUUAUUUCUUUAAUGUCUCAUGCUUUUACAGGAACUUUAUUUUAUUAAACCUAACUUUCUGGCUUUUCUUUGCCCCAUAGCACAUCCCUUUGUGAAGGAACUGGGAUAAUAAGUGACGUACUAAUUUAUGGAUAGAGCAUUUUCACAUGACGUAACUUCCACCAUAUAGCUGUCCCAAAACAAUGAAAAGGUGGCCAUAUUGGUGUCCCAAACCAAUCCUGCGAGAGUCUAACCUUCUUUUAUUGUUUAAACUUUCUUUUCUUUCAAUAUAUUUGCACAGCUUCUGGCCACAAGGUUAAAACGGCUCAACUUUAUCGUGUACAUUCAGUAACGUCAUUUUUAAAACAUAAUUUUCUUGUUUUUUUUACAGGAACUUAUCUGAUAUUGACAGAGAUGGUAAACUAUCACUGGAAGAAUUCUUUGUAGCUCUUCAUUUAACUAGAUUCUGCAAGCAAGGUAACUGCUAUUAAGAUGGAGUAACAUGCAAAGCAAAGAAUAUUGCCUGUUCAGGCAUACCCAGAAUUAUUUGCCUGGCUUUUAUUAAAAUAUCAAUUAUCCCCUUACAUACUCAGUUUUACAUUGUGGAGAUGUUAAGUUUGGUGCAAGUUUAGCAUAAGAUGAGAGUUUCCAUCACAAUAUGAGCUAUCUGCAAAGUGUUUCGCAUUUGGCUCCUGUUUCAUUGCCAGUCUUCAUUCUAUAUGCUUUAUUUACAUGCAAAAAGACAAAAAAAAAAACAUUUUGUACAAGUGCAAAUUGAAAGCAGUUCUUUUUUUCACUAGGUAACUCAAUUGAGGGGCUGUCAAUUAAUGUGAGAUCAAUUCUUCCACCACAGGUAAUUUGUCUAUCCUGUUUCUUUUUUCUUUUAUCAUUUUUUAUUCUCAUGCUUUAAUGAGGGAAUAGUUUAACAUGACUUAAAAUAAAAUAUGUAGAAUAAACCCUAUUUUGGUUUUGCUGAUGACCACAUACUCAAAACUUCAGAAGGGCGGACUUGUGUAGUUUAUCACCCUUUUAAUAGAGAAACACCUUGCCCUUUGGUAAAGUUAAUUUUCUUAUCUUGCUUGGCCUUACAGUAUAACUGCCCAUUUUUACAUGUAUGUUGAUUGUUAACAUUUUUGUCUAGUGUGUAAAUUGUGUAUCCCGAAGACCUGAAUAAAUGCAAAUCAGUAUAACAGAAUAUUAUUUUUCUAUUUGUAGCUGACAGAUGAGUGCUAUCAGAGCAAAAGACUGAGGUUUGUAAUGAUAAAGAAAUUGCAUUUAAAUAAAUAUUGUUUAUGAUACCGUAUUUAUUCGAAUAAGCGCCCAACCUCGAAUUAGCGCUCACCUCGAAUAAGCGCCCAUCCUAAAGGCAGAAAAAGUUAAUAAGUGCCCAGCCUCGAAUAAGCGCCCACCCCCAUCUCCUCCCAAUCAAACUCAAAUAAGCGCUCACCCCCACCCCACCCACUUGAGUGAAUAAAUUCUAAUAACAGACUUCCCCGGGAAGGAGUUUUCUUCAGAGUGUUUUUCAGAAACCUUGCUUUGUUACUUCUUCGCGUUUUGUUGUUAGCAUUUAUUGUUUUGUUGCAAAAUAAACAUACUUCAGUUGCUGAAAAUGGUGAAAAUUUAAUAAGCGCCCAGCCUCGAAUAAGCGCCCACCUAGAAUAAGCGCCCACUCUCAAGGUCCAAAAAUUUAAUAAGCGCCCAGGGCGGUUAAUCGAAUAAAUACGGCACCUAUUCAGCUGCAUUCUUGUUAUUUUACUAUUAGUUUAAGAAUUUUGCUUGAUACCCCACAACUUUGUCCUUGAGCGGAUAAUUCUUUAUAAAAAAUGAGACAGUUAACUCCUUGAAACUAAGAUUAUUACCGUAAAUCCUCUAUUAAGCCCCCCCUUUCAAAUAAGCCCCCCUCCCCCCUCCCCUCCAUCCUUAUUCUUCACAAACAAUUAACAUGUGCUGAUCAGUUAUGGUUUAUUCAGGCUGGAAAUUCAUAUUGUUUUUUGGUCUUCAGCUGCAUGACCUCCAACUUCAUGUGCUUAACUUUUCAACUUUACACUCUAGUUCUCUGUGAAGUAUUGUUACCAUUUCCUUAUUGUUAGAAAUAGCAGUAUAACACCCGGUAACCACAAGUCUGUCCUCGAGAAACCUUGCUCCUGUUGAUACGUUUUGCUAAAUUAAAUACCCCCCCCCCCUCAAAAGUGCUUGAAAAAAAUAAGCUCCCCAGGGGGCUUAAUAGGGGAUUUACAGUAAAUAAAUGUUGAUUGUGGAGGGAACAAAAAAUACAAUUUAAUCUUUAUGCAAGUGGUGGUCAUAUUUAAUAAGUAUCAUCGAUGUUGCAAAGAAAAUGGUACAGUAUAUGUAAAAACACACACCUGAAUUCCUGGAAGAACCUCCCCUGGAAAGUUCGAUAAUUUCUUGUCUCUUUAUAUGCUAACUUUUGUGUGCUGAUGAUUUUACAGGCUUGCUGAGGUCCAAAUGGAGAAGAGAAAAUUACUUUCAUUGAAGGUAAGACUUACCCCUGUUACCAGGGACCAAAAGCUACAUCAAUUUUCUCUUAACAAUAUCGAUACAUAAUAAAAUAAUUUUUAUGAGAAUAAAGAAAAUGAUCACCUAAGGAAAAAUGCUUUGAUCAAUCUUUUAUCAAAUUCUCUCAACUUAUUCUUUAAGGCAAUGAGUGAGGAUAAGUGUGGAGAAUUUGUGUGUGAAUAUCCGGGCUUAAUUAGGGUUAAUCUGAUGUGCACGUAGUAUGUCUUUAUUUCAUUACUGCCUUAGUUGAACAAAAGUAAAAGAGCAGAAGAAUAAAGCAUAUAAGCGCCAAAGGUAAAAGGUCUGGAUUUGUGGGUAAAAUCUCAUUAUUGCACCACAGGAAUGUACUAUGUGGAAUGGUUUGGAGAAAAUGUAUGUUGAUCUUUACUGGGUCCUUCAUGACAGCAUUAAGUGACCUCUAUUACUUGUAUACUCUUGUUUUAUUCUAUGCUGUAAAUAACCGAGUUUCACUUAUAAAGCGAAGAACGCGCAAAUCUGCAUUUUGGCAGAGUACUUUUCACCAUUUUUACAAGUCAUAAACGUGGUAGAAUGUUGAGGAACUAAGUUUUACGACGGCGAGGGCAACGAGAAUGACAAAAAAACAAUUGGUUUAGAUCAGAAAAACAACAACUCUGCACGUGCGUCACGCUUUUUUGCACAUUUCUUUGCCGUCGUUGCGCGACUACGACGUGGAACUUCCUAGUUUCACGUUUUAUGAAGGACGUGGAGAGAAAACAACGACUUUCUUUUUUCUUUUUCUGAAUUUAGAUACAGUCCUUUAGAAUCAACUCCAGAAGAAUUCCCUAGCAUUAAACAAAUUGUAUGAAAUAGAGCAAGAGUAAGAAAUUUUAAAACAGCGCGAACUCGCUUUCCAAGUGGCGUUUUCGUUGCUGUUGCCGUUGCCGUCGUGUUUGCUUGGUAACAAUCACGAACUUGGACUUUUUAAGUACUUUCCACUAUCCGCCAUUUUGUGACAAACACAGUUACCUGCAAAAAUGCAGAUUAUAUCAUUCUCUCUUCAAGACUCGAAGAACAAAGUCGUUUAUUUGCGAACCCUUCGUAAUGUGAAAAAUAGUGCAUUAAAGUAAGUUAAUUAUUUAAUAGAUUAUUUUGCAAUAUUUUGUGGUAAGGUUUCAGACGAAAUUUUCAGGUCUUAUCGUCCACAUGACCGUUAAACUUGGGUUCAGGGAACGUGUAAUUUUCUGGUGGGCAGUUUUAUUACCAGUGAAAACGUGUUCUUCAAACUUACCAGUCUGUCGUUUAUACUCCAAAUGGUUAAAAUCACAGCGAAAGCUUUUCAAGCGGCAUUCUCCGGUGCGUAGGUGUUGGUCUCCUUGGUGUCCGAGACUUUUCAUGCGCGGUUUUCUGUUUCGGUCAAGUCUUAAGCUACGGUGAAACGGGCAACAAGAAUCUGCAACUUGUUUUGGAACAUAGGCAAAAUGAGUUGAAAACAAGUUAUUAUUGCGCGUUUUACCACCCAAUUUCAAAGCGGACUUGCAACAAAUCAGAUUGUUGCAAGUUACGUGAAUACUGACUUCUGAUUGGAUAAAAUUACGCAGGAGUCACGCCAUACACGGGAAUUGAAUCAAUUGCCGAAAACAACUUUGCCUUGGGCCGCUAAAACGAGGCAACAUGUACAGAAUUUGUUGCAAAAUAAAAAGAACUGCUUUCUACUUUCUGCAACAACUUUUCGUAACCUGUAACAACUUAAUUCCUGCAAGACAGGUUUGAUUUGUGGGUGGUAAAACGCGCAACAUCAGUUUUCAACUCGUUUUGCCUGAGAAAUGUUACAAAACAAGUGCACGUUUUUUGUCCUUUAGGUAAACUGCGAGUAGUCACUCGUUUUCUUCAUAAAACAGUGACCUGUAAUCGUGACCUUUGGAAUGUGACCUGUAAAAGAAAUCUCUCCGUUUUCUUUAGAUUUAGCGAGGGGAGUGCACGCGCGCGAGAGCGUGCCUCUUUCAUCUCGCGCCUUCAGUCACGCGCGUUUUGCUCGACGGACUACGAAAAAAGAGAGACUGUUCGUGGUCUAUUCUUUAGGACGAAGACGUGUGUAUAACAUAUAACAUAUAACAUUAUUCGAUACCACACACUCGGUGGCGGGAACCAACGUGUAAUAUCUGAUCUCCCAUCAAGAGUGAAAAUGUCGGGAUAUCGAUAUCCCGUGAGAUCCCUUCGGGAUUGCCGGGAUGCCACUCUUAUCCCGCCUGACUUUUUAGCACUUUUUUGUGGUAUUUCAGGAGAAACUAUGCCUGGAAAUAGCUGGAGGCUUCGAAGAAUCCAUGGCGCAGAAAGUCCAAGAAGAGUUGGAGCAAGUUGAGAGACAAGUGUUCGUCUUUGAAAAAGAGGAAACUGAACUCAGACUUGUAAGAAGUAUUUUUGUGGCUUUUGCUUAAUUAGUUCGCCCUUUAGUAUAACUCAUGCUAGGUUUACAAUAAAGGAGAUUCAAGGGGAAUGGGGAAAGUUUGGUGCCGGAUUCGUUUUGCCGUUCGCACGCAGAUUCGUGAGUCCGAAAGAAAAACGUCCCAACUUGGUCUCGCGCGUCCGGGAUUCUGAAUCCUGACUGAAUGUUUACAGAAAAAACCCGCAACUAAGAACCUGCUUUUUCCCAAGUUAGCCUAAAUAGGUUCUUACGUAAAUGGUAAAUAUAGGGACAAAUUUAUGCUGUUUAGGUUCUCAAAACUAUGUGGAAUGGUUUGGAGAAAAUGUAUGUUGAUCUUUACUGGGUCCUUCAUGACAGCAUUAAGUGACCUCUAUUACUUGUAUACUCUUGUUUUAUUCUAUGCUGUAAAUAACCGAGUUUCACUUAUAAAGCGAAGAACGCGCAAAUCUGCAUUUUGGCAGAGUACUUUUCACCAUUUUUACAAGUCAUAAACGUGGUAGAAUGUUGAGGAACUAAGUUUUACGACGGCGAGGGCAACGAGAAUGACAAAAAAACAAUUGGUUUAGAUCAGAAAAACAACAACUCUGCACGUGCGUCACGCUUUUUUGCACAUUUCUUUGCCGUCGUUGCGCGACUACGACGUGGAACUUCCUAGUUUCACGUUUUAUGAAGGACGUGGAGAGAAAACAACGACUUUCUUUUUUCUUUUUCUGAAUUUAGAUACAGUCCUUUAGAAUCAACUCCAGAAGAAUUCCCUAGCAUUAAACAAAUUGUAUGAAAUAGAGCAAGAGUAAGAAAUUUUAAAACAGCGCGAACUCGCUUUCCAAGUGGCGUUUUCGUUGCUGUUGCCGUUGCCGUCGUGUUUGCUUGGUAACAAUCACGAACUUGGACUUUUUAAGUACUUUCCACUAUCCGCCAUUUUGUGACGAACACAGUUACCUGCAAAAAUGCAGAUUAUAUCAUUCUCUCUUCAAGACUCGAAGAACAAAGUCGUUUAUUUGCGAACCCUUCGUAAUGUGAAAAAUAGUGCAUUAAAGUAAUUUAAUUAUUUAAUAGAUUAUUUUGCAAUAUUUUGUGGUAAGGUUUCAGACGAAAUUUUCAGGUCUUAUCGUCCACAUGACCGUUAAACUUGGGUUCAGGGGACGUGUUAUUUUUUGUUGGGCAGUUUUUUACCAGUGAAAACGUGUUCUUCAAACUUACCAGUCUGUCGUUUAUACUCCAAAUGGUUAAAAUCACAGCGAAAGCUUUUCAAGCGGCAUUCUCCGGUGCGUAGGUGUUGGUCUCCUUGGUGUCCGAGACUUUUCAUGCGCGGUUUCCUGUUUCGGUCAAGUCUUAAGCUACGGUGAAACGGGCAACAAGAAUCCGCAACUUGUUUUGGAACAUAGGCAAAAUGAGUUGAAAACAAGUUAUUAUUGCGCGUUUUACCACCCAAUUUCAAAGCGGACUUGCAACAAAUCAGAUUGUUGCAAGUUACGUGAAUACUGACUUCUGAUUGGAUAAAAUUACGCAGGAGUCACGCCAUACACGGGAAUUGAAUCAAUUGCCGAAAACAACUUUGCCUUGGGCCGCUUAAACGAGGCAACAUGUACAGAAUUUGUUGCAAAAAAAAAAGAACUGCUUUCUACUUUCUGCAACAACUUUUCGUAACCUGUAACAACUUAAUUCCUGCAAGACAGGUUUGAUUUGUGGGUGGUAAAACGCGCAACAUCAGUUUUCAACUCGUUUUGCCUGAGAAAUGUUACAAAACAAGUGCACGUUUUUUGUCCUUUAGGUAAACUGCGAGUAGUCACUCGUUUUCUUCAUAAAACAGUGACCUGUAAUCGUGACCUUUGGAAUGUGACCUGUAAAAGAAAUCUCUCCGUUUUCUUUAGAUUUAGCGAGGGGAGUGCACGCGCGCGAGAGCGUGCCUCUUUCAUCUCGCGCCUUCAGUCACGCGCGUUUUGCUCGACGGACUACGAAAAAAGAGAGACUGUUCGUGGUCUAUUCUUUAGGACGAAGACGUGUGUAUAACAUAUAACAUAUAACAUUAUUCGAUACCACACACUCGGUGGCGGGAACCAACGUGUAAUAUCUGAUCUCCCAUCAAGAGUGAAAAUGUCGGGAUAUCGAUAUCCCGUGAGAUCCCUUCGGGAUUGCCGGGAUGCCACUCUUAUCCCGCCUGACUUUUUAGCACUUUUUUGUGGUAUUUCAGGAGAAACUAUGCCUGGAAAUAGCUGGAGGCUUCGAAGAAUCCAUGGCGCAGAAAGUCCAAGAAGAGUUGGAGCAAGUUGAGAGACAAGUGUUCGUCUUUGAAAAAGAGGAAACUGAACUCAGACUUGUAAGAAGUAUUUUUGUGGCUUUUGCUUAAUUAGUUCGCCCUUUAGUAUAACUCAUGCUAGGUUUACAAUAAAGGAGAUUCAAGGGGAAUGGGGAAAGUUUGGUGCCGGAUUCGUUUUGCCGUUCGCACGCAGAUUCGUGAGUCCGAAAGAAAAACGUCCCAACUUGGUCUCGCGCGUCCGGGAUUCUGAAUCCUGACUGAAUGUUUACAGAAAAAACCCGCAACUAAGAACCUGCUUUUUCCCAAGUUAGCCUAAAUAGGUUCUUACGUAAAUGGUAAAUAUAGGGACAAAUUUAUGCUGUUUAGGUUCUCAAAUAGGUUCUUCUAUUUCUCAAAUAGGUUCUCCCCCAUCCCCACCUAAACCCCUCUCCCUCUUUCUAAAAUUCCAGAGGAUCACGUUCAGUGACUUUUCUUUUUCGUUUCAAGAUAACUACAACACCCCCCUCUACAAGCAUAUUUUCCGAGGCGCGUUUAAUUGUAAUAAAAUAAAAUAACGAAACCGUCCACCAUUUUGGUAUCAUAAUGGCUUCAAAGCCAAAGAUAUAUAUUUUUUGGUCUGCAAGUACUGAGCGUAACCAUUGUGGGGCUAAACAUGGAUUGUUCAAAACGCCUCGAUCGUUUUCUUCAAUUACUGUCAAUUAAAAUUGAAUUCAAGGAUAAAUGACAAUUAUCUACUUCCGGCUUAAGUUUACACUAAAGAAGAUUAUUCCGCAUUCAAAAAUGUCUCCGGAUUUCAGUUACUUCAAGGGUAUUCACUACAGUAAAAACCCGCGACUAAGACCGUGGUUUUUAGGAACCUUUUAGGCUAAAAUUUGCCACUUAGGCCCCCUCUAUACAAGAACCUGUUCAGCCUAAAAUUUAAAACGGGUUCUUAUUUUCAACAUUUUUUUAAAGAAAUUUUUGUACACUUGGACAAAUUGGAUAAGUCAACAUUCAGGAUCCCCUUUGGAGACAUAAGUGCCUUAUCACCCCAACCGGGAUGUAUUGGCAUGCAGAUUUUCUGCACAGAAUAAGCUGAACACCACUAAAUACUCUUAGCUACAAUUUAUUUUUCCUUCAGAAAAUAAGAACCUAUUUGAGAACCUAAACAGCAUAAAUUUGUCCCUAUAUUUACCAUUUACGUAAGAACCUAUUUAGGCUAACUUGGGAAAAAGCAGGUUCUUAGUUGCGGGUUUUUUCUGUAAACAUUCAGUCAGGAUUCAGAAUUAGCCCCCUCCCCCGAAAAAAAAAAAACAGCAACAACACUGGACGACAUCAUCAUCAACAACAUCAACAACAACAACAACAACAACAAUAAAGAUCAAAAAACUUAUCAAAGCUUUCCUCUGCAGCUCAGAAGAAAAAUUUGUUUAAGAAGUCCUGCUAGCAGCUGUCUUAAGAGGAAAGAACUUGAAAGACGAAGGACAAAAUCCUACUGACAUGAAUAUACAAAAUGAGCACUGGCAAUUUUUAGCCCUCCUACCGUAUAAUGGUCCAUUAUUUUUCUCCAUAUCGAUUAUCUUCCUGUCGUCGUGGUCAUCAUUUAUGUCCACGAAAAUAUCCCUUACGAGUGUUCACGUGAGACCAGAAGCCACAGACUCACGAGUUUCAGAAUUUAAAAGCAGACUCGUGCAGACUUGCCAAAAAUACAGUUCAAAACGUUCAUGUACUUUGUUCUUGCAAAUAAUAGACUCCUUUGUGCUGUUUUUUCUCGUAUUUUCCACCGCCUAGGCACACGGUAUGCCUCCAUCUUUGACCGGUUGUGAUGCUAAGUAAUAUUUACAGCAACGCAUGGGCAACUAAGCGUUCUUAACAACAUGCAAUAUUAGCCUGCUGAUAUUUCCUGAUAUUUACAUUUUGCAGACACUCCAGCAGUUAAAGGACAAGACCAAAAGGGAAAGUUUCAAGCCGUUCGAUCGAAGUUUUCUCUUGAAACGUCAGCCCACGGGCGAAGAUAUAUUUCUAGGAGCGAACAAGAAAUAUUGGUCGCCGCUCUCUGAUAGAAAGGACGUGGAAGUCUUGAAAUUGUGGAGCGAAGACGGCGACUUGAGCGGUAAUUAUGAUUUGUGAUUGUUAUUUGCAAAUAUUUUGCGUGACUUUAACGCGGUGUUGGUUAUAAUCCUGGCUUUCGCUGACGAUUUUAUUUCGCAGCUUUGGUUUGGGCCGAUUAUUGAACCUUUCGCGGUUGGAUUGCUCGAUCGCAAAAUUUGCAAACACAAUAAAUGAAAAGAAAACAUUGACAACCAUUUUUAACACUGCCCAAGAACCUUCAUCUCGCCAAUUAGCGGCGCGACUUUGUAUGAGUUUUGUUUUAUUAUUUUUUCAUCAGCAUUUUACUCCGUUGCUGGAUCAGAUCGAGGAAUGGCCUUGUAUCAGAAUGGCCUAUAAAUUGAAGAAGAGAUUUGUGUUUCUCAAACGCUCAUCGUUGCAGAAAAUCGUUCAAUGUUUGUUUUAUUUAAUGCGAAUAAUUAUCAUACUUCGAUCAACCAUAGUGAUGACAUUAUCGAUUUGUUUGUUGGUUCGAUGAAUUAAUAAAGUUCGUUUCCAGUGACUGCUAGGGACUGAAAAGGUUCAGCAAGCUUUGUACUACGGGGCGUGCUGAUCUUAACGAUCGAAUGGAGUAGUCAAAUGGAAAUCGGCCGUAGUUUUCAGUUUAAAAGUUUGUUUAAUUUCAGUACUUUUUGAAAAUCUUCAAUUUCGUCACAUGUAGUGUAUAUUCUUUGUGGCAUUUUUUUCGUCCCUGGUCGGUUUUGUUUCGUUCAAACCUGAAAUAAUGGAGACAGACAGUUGGCCGUUCAGGGUUUAUUGAUAAAUGAGAACGAGUCGACUCGCAUAGGAAGAGAACAAGGAAGUUUUACAUAAGAAACAGGGUUAACACGAGAUCUCGGAAACCGAGCCAUGUCUGAUGACCUGCCUAUCAUGAAAAUGCCCUGAGGGCCAGUUUUAUUAUCGAUUAUUAAAACAAAGUUUAGUCUGUCGGCGUUUAACAUUGAAACGCAAUCUAAGCCCUUGUCAAAGCAAAUUGACCAACCUCGAUAUUUAAACCCAUUGUCCAUUGUUAGCUUUUACAGGAAGGCCGAGUAUAUAGCAGACAAGACAAACAAUUCUCUGCAGUUUUAAAAUAACCCAUUUAAAAACAGAGAUAUCCCGGCACAGUGAUUAACUUAGUCGCUGUCUAAGUAAGAGUUCGUCUUGCAGGCUCUUAUUUAAGGGAGCGAGAUUUAUUCAUUGUUGCAGUCGCUUCAAGCCAGAGACUGGAUUAUGGCCAGCAGCUACUUGAUCGAUACAAAAUUGUUUCACAGUGCAAAUACAAUUAGCAGAUAAAAAUUCCAUUCAGCUUUUAAUGCCCUGGAAACUGAUUUAACUCACAGACCAAACUUUCUAUCGGUAUACCAGCGUAAUAUACUUAAGCGGCAUUCUGGGAGAACUCGUGAAAAGCUUUUCAGUAGCGAUUUAAAAACUUUUCAACUAAAAUGACUUCAAGUGAAGUUCUUUCCGGAAUGUAAACAACAGCUCGCUCUACCGCGACCGGAAAGCGCAUAUCACAGAAAAUUUACAUUAUAUUUGUUUAACCUCAUACCAGUCUCUCAUUGUCUAAAUGAGAUGACUAAUAAAUAACUUGGAAAAUCUAGAGGCAUUCGUCAGCACAAGGAGCGUUUUAAUUAUUUAGUAAAUUGCACAUGCUGAUGUGUAAACUUAUAUCUUUCAGUAACUUUUAAAAUGUUCCUGUCUUCAUGUUCUUUUUAUUUUCCCAAACCUCUGAACGAUACUAAAAUGUUUGAUUUUGAUAGUUUGGUCAAGUUUUAGUUCUUGUAUCCACUUGCAUAUGGAAUACCGUAAAAAAUGAAUAGCUGUAAUUCUCACCACAAAAGUUUUAAAAGGGUUAAUGAAGUCUCGUUGAUUUUUUUAACGCUUUUGGGCUCAGAGCUUCGAAGAACUGAGUUCUAGGAAUUGCUUGAAACAUUCUGAGAAACGUGUCGCUUCAAUUCACGGGAAUUUUUUACCUUUACUUGCAUUAAUUCAUACUCUUCGCUUCCAAAUACGAAACAGGAUAUCUCCCGAGGCUGGUGUCGUUUCAGUUUCGUCUGAAACAUAACCGAACGACACGUUUAUUUGACAAGUACUUUCAACUUUUUGGGAUCCUGAAGAAUUCAAGUUUCUCAAUUUAAUUUUCCUUUUUAUGUUAGCUAAGUAUUGCAACAUACAUCGUUAAGUAUUUUUCAAGCGAUUUUUCAAAGAAGUACAUCUUACUCGGUCGAGAAAUCCAAUACCGGUGUUACUAUUUUUAUAAAGAUCAAUGAGUAGUACUUUUCAGUGCUGCUGUUAAUCAUGACUAGCGUACGAAACUGGGUCUAACUUUUUAGUCCGUGGAUACAAUGCCAGAGUGAACAUUUAAGUGAAAGGUACUGAGCGGUACUUUUCUGUUGUACUGUAUAUAUUAUGAUGUACUGGGGGAUUCGAAGUUUUGAGUCUGUGGAUAAAAUCUUAAAGUGUGACCAUUCAAAAUUGUCAAAUAAAAGCUAUUGAGCAGUAUUGUUCUUUGAAACUGUUUAUUAUGCUGUACUAGAAGGUUCCAACUUUUGAGUCUGUCGACGAAAUCGCAUGGUGUAAUCAUUUAGAUAUUGUUAAGUGGGCAGUACUUACCGCUGCUGCUUAUUAUUAUACUGUGCAAAGUGGAUCUAACUUUUGAUUAAAUCCUGGGGAAAAUGAAUGUUAAAGAGUUGAAAAGUAUGAUAGUUUUAACUCCUAGUUUGUUACGCUUUUGUUCGUUUAAGGGAUGAAUGACUAAUGUUGCGUUACAUGUGUUGUGUAAACAGAUUUUGGAACUUCUAUAUGCGAAGAACCACCAUCGGCGCCAGUUAUCUAUCAGAAUAUCACACAAGACCAGUUUGGUCGAACAGUCAUCGAGUUAACACAUUCACAGGAGUCUUCAAGCGUUGCUCCGCCGUCGCCACUGUCUCAUCCAGCGAAUGAUGGGAACAACAACAGCCUAGAAGCGUAUAAAUCCCAGUUUGUGCACUCUAAAAUUGACAACGACGAAAACUUUUAUAAAAAGCAAACGGAAGAUACGGUGUUAACUAAAAAGGAAUUGGUAGUCGAAGAAAGCGGCGGUAAAGAAUUGAACAAGAAACACUUGAAACACGCUGACAAGGUGAGUUUACAGUAUAAUGUAGGAAAGCAAAACUGCGAAAGAUUUUGUUCCCAGCAGCUUAUGAAAAUUAUGUAAACUAACUCGUUUGAAUGUCAACAUCGUAUUUUUUACCUCACUUGUCACUUUUCGGCUUGUAAUCUGUCAUGAACGAGUUUUCUGUAAUGGACAAUGCCGAUCUUGUUUAAAUCCAUCGUAUGCGCUAUUUAAGUACGCCUGAGUUCUUAAUGAUUUUACGGUUGUCGCUGCAAAGUCGUUUCGCUACAAACUCCACUGUGUAAACUGUGUAAAUUGUUUUUCUCUCCGAAUAGUGUUUGUUUUCAUCAAAGAGCGAUCUAGUGCGACAGAAAAUUAGUUUUAUGUUCGUCAGUGAAUUUUUCAUUAGAAAACUCACUAUUGCUUUCCGAAACGACUAAAAUGAAAGCAUGUUUUAGUCUUUAUGCGAAAGAACACCGACAAUACAAUACUGAAACAUUGUAGUUUACACUUUUACAUGGUUUUUUACACAAUGCUAUCAUGUGCGUGUGUAAGAUCUGAUAUAUCAGAGUUUGUCGUUUCGUUGUCCGUAUUAAAGAUCAGCAAAAAUAGAAAAGUAUCUGUGUUCGUUUUACACAAGGCGGCUGUGACUCUGUGAACCCUCUUAAUGAAUAUCUAUUUUGUCGUGUGGGUCUGUAUUUGCGUAAGUAAUUGCCAAAGUGAAUGGUUCUAGUCUUACUCAACAUCGCCGUCACCUGUAAUAUUGCCGUGAACCACUGAAGAGUUUCACCCACAAAUAGCUAAGGGCUCUUGUCUCGUCAUUUGCUCUAUCGCCGCAAAGUGAAUCUUAAUCCACCACGGCCCUCGACCAACGAACAUGUUUUUUGGGCGCGAAGACAAGAAUCCGGAUAUUCUUGAAACCGCAUACACAUGUAUCUUUUUACAGGAAUCGAAUUGUCUGCACGAAACCACUGAAUUGGCCUUGAAAACUCAGUGAAAGUCCAAAUCACGCGUUUGCCGUAAAAGCUGAACUGCUUUUAGUUAAAUCUUGCUUUCUGCAAAGCAUGCAGGCGAUUUUUGUUACGAUUUAACACCAUUUACCUGCAUGAUUAUGAGAGCAGUUUAAAAGAAAUACAUUACAUUUUCCUCGUGGGCAACAACGUUUUGUUUUUAAAAGAGCUUUUUUUUCUGUUUAAUAGGACAUUAAUUCGUCAGUGAUUGGCUCUAGUCCAUCUCAGCCUGCUACUAACGGAAACUUUCACCCAGAAACCGAAAACCAUAUCAAGCCUCCGCCCAAACGUAGCUUUGAUGACAAGAAAACAAUGUACGAAAACAGAACUGAUGAUGAAAAAUCUGGAUCGCUUCAACUGGAACCCAAGGUAGACCCUUAUAGUGAACCUUCCGCGACCACUGAAAAGGACAAACUCUUGCUUAGUUCUAUGAACGGUUCUUGCGGUGCCGUGGACGAGGUGGUACAGAUGUCCACGGCACCCACUGUCCAGUCUUCUGCGGCUUCAAGUAAAAUGGACGGCUUAUUGUUGAACUUGGAAGAGGACGGUGCAUCGUUUGGAAACCACACAAGGUACAGUUAUGGCCAUUUUUUUUAAACCGUCGGUUGUCAUUAUUGGUUAUCGUCAUCAUCAUUAUCUUUAUUUAGCUCUUCUCUUUAAGCGAGUGUGAUGCUGUAGUACUUCUAAAUUGUGACUCUUCAGAUGAAAGCUAUGAGCAGUACUGUGUGUGGUAUUCCUGUGGUAUUACUUUUGUGUUUGUUGAUGAAAUCCUGAACUGUGGCCAUUCGAAUGAUAGCUACUGAGCGGCACUUUCCUGUCAUACCUUUUACUACGCUAAAUGAGAUUUUCCCUUUUUAAGGUUGUCCAUUUAUUCUCUAAUGGAAUAAUCAAAUUAAAACUACCCAGCAGCUUUCCCAAGUGGUGCUGUUUACAUUCCUGUCAAAUGUAGUCCUAACUGAAGAGUCUCUGAGUGAAAUCAUAGUUUGACCGCUCAAAUAAAACCUACUGUGUAGUACUUUUACAUGGGACGGAUUGUUUAUCGUCUGUUAAAAAAGGGAAAAAAUUUAUGCUAAAUCUAGAUUCUUUUAUUCUUGCCUAGCAGAUCCACUUCUGAUGCUCAAUCGCCGCGCUUGCCGAGUGGAUUGUCACAGGAAGAGCUGAUUCCCUUCUUGAUGGAAGAGAAGAAAAGAAAGGAGGAAGAAAGGGCAAAGCAGCGGGAAAUAGAUGAGGAAAUGCUGAAGAAAGCACGCCAAGAAGUUUAUAAACAGGAGACAGAAAGCAGGAAAGCUGCAGAGCAAAGAAAAAACACGUUUCAAGAGGAAAGGAAGAGGCUGGAGCAACAAAUGUCGCUCGCUCAGGAAGGACAGGGACAAAAGAAGGCUCCACUCUCCAGAUCGGAGGCAGGAAGGAUUAUUGAAGAAGAGUUAGAACAACAAAGAAUGCGAGAGGAAUUAAAUCGUAUUGAGAUAGAGAAAAUUAAAGAAAAAGAAAGAUUGGAGAUUGAGAAACAGAAACUAAUACACGCGAAAAAGGAAGAGCAUCCCUCGGCUUUUCAAACAAAAGGCCAAAUCCAAACAGCGGUCUUUGAUGACAAAUUAGACGCACCGGACGGGGGUAAUUUUCAAGGCGUUCGGUUUUCUUCAAAGAGAGGAAGCGUAAUUGAUCUGAGCGAAGAAGGAGGUGUUAGUGGUCCAAUAAAAGGGGCGAUAGAGAAUAGGCCCCUUCAGGAACCUGUUUUCGCGCCACGUCCUGCCCCUCCCCAAUCACAGCCCCAGGUACAAUACCAACCGCAACAUCAGCCCGUUAUUCGUAGAUCAAAGGAUGGAGCAAAACCAGCUACGGGUAGAAAUCCUGAAUACCGAAAGAGUAUUGUGGAGCUGGAAAUAGAAAGACAGAGGGAAAGAGAAGAAGAGGCGAGGAGAGAGGCUGAAAUCGCAAGAAGGGUUCAGUCUGCAAACCAAGGGCCUCAAAACAAGAGCGAGGAGAUAAAAUCGAAAGACGAGCAUUCAAGACAAGUAGCCGAGUCAAAUGCUGUUGCUGCGAAAGUACCCAGCGUGAAGAAGCAGACUAAAAAGUUUGAGAAGAAAAGUGAAGCUUUUAAAGCAACCGGUCAAGGGCCCAAAAAUCCUGUCUCAGGUGGAUCGACUGGUAAAACCUCAGGAUUUCAGACGCGUAAUGGCGAAGAAAGUUUUGUUCAGCAAGCAAAGUCAACAGUUGUCGCGUCUUCGCCUGUUGACGAGAUCGAUGCGUUUCGCCAGCAAGUGGCAAAUGGUUCGGGGCCAGAGGUAAACGGUUUGGAAACGGAAGAGGAGAGAAAAAGAAGAGAGGAGAAGGAACUUUUUAGGCUGGAGCAAGAGGAAGAGAAAAGACGCAGGGAAGCGCAAAGGCAAGAUCUUGAAAGAAUCAGGAAAGAAGUAGAUCUUAAAGAAGCUGAAGAGAUGCUCCGCGUUAAGCUUGCGAAAGAAGAAGAAAAGAAGAAGCAGAGGGAAACCGAACGCAAACUUGCUGAGGAACGUCAAAAAGACCACGCGGAAACGUUAAAGAGGUAUGAGAAUGAUGCGACGUCAAGGAAAACGGCUUUCGCAGCGCACAAGUUGAUUCUUGAACAGCGUGUUUUGAAAGCGCUGGAAGAGAGUAAACAAGAAAGUACUGUUCCAAAGCGGCGCGCGUCCAGCUUUGAUCGCCCGUCUGAAGAGUUUGAGCAAGGCGGCUCUCUCGGUUCGGAAAGAGAUGAAUUUAGCAGUGGAGGAGUAACGCUUAGAAAAGCUAAUUUUGAGAAAAAUGGAGCGAGAAAAGACUCUAAGGAGGAAUUGCGAAAGAAGCGGUACUCUCUAAAUCUUCACCACACUCGACGUGGAAUAAACUCUUUGGAGGAUACAUCGUUGGGAAAAGACCGCGUAACUAUGGAGGCCGCUGAUGACGUCAUUGUAGGAAGACUUAAGUCUCAAGCAGAUGUGAAUACAGGUGGAGAAAAAGCUAGUGAAGGCAAGCUAAGCAAAGCUAAAAGUGUAGGUGAUUUGUCGUUUAAAAAAGGCGCAAAAAAUGAUGAAGCUCGUUCUUAUCUAGUGUUAAGGAGAGUUUCUUUCACCCCAGACCAGACCGAUUCCGUGGACGGCGUACCGUCGUUCUCUGACUCUAGAAUACAGAAAGAACUUGAGGAACAGCGUUUGCGGGAAGAGAUCGUAAAGCAAGAAGUCUUGGAGAGAGAAAAGCGUCAUCGACUAGAAGAAGAGAAAAAGAAAACCGUUGAG
Porites evermanni is the source of this 19500-nucleotide messenger RNA. Lineage: Eukaryota; Metazoa; Cnidaria; Anthozoa; Scleractinia; Poritidae. The record is from the annotation of a GenBank genome assembly.